CCCCAGUAAGCGACACCUAGCUUUCAACGACAUGAAGUGCGCACAAGAAUUCUCCCGAACCCAUCGUUAGUAUCAGAGUUCGUUUGAUCUUCCGUAUUUUUAUUAUAGGUGAAACUCUUUGUUUCCUUCAAUACCCCAUAUUGAUAUUGGUCCUCGUUCACACACACACAAACACCCUAACCAUGACUAUCACGACCACGACAGAAUUCCGAUCCGAUGCCGAGGCUGUCGAAGCUUGGACGCGCACCUGGUUCAGCCCCGAGUUCGAGCCGUAUCGUUUCAGUGCCCAGAAGCCCUCGGCGAAAAAGGUGUUUGACGACUUGCAUGCGAGUUUCGGGGGAUGGUUUCUAUCGACUCUCGUCUCGUCCGAGACAGAUAAUUCAUCUUCGCCAUUGGAACAAAGUUCCUCAACCACUGGAUUGCUGCUCCGCCUGAGAACCGCGGUCUUUCUUGACCAGACGGUAAGAAACAUCGAACCCUAUUGGGAAAGGGUUCGGGAAGGCGACUUCGCAGGUACAACAUCCACCGUCGAGGCCGAGCCUGGGCCCGGCACAACAAGGUCCACAAGCAUAACGCGACUCACAUACGCGGACGCAAAGGCUCAAGCCGAUUACACCGCUUUUGCCUUGCUACGGUCGGUUUUCGGGGACAGAACUGAAGGAGGACCGCAGAGACCAGACAUUCCAAGCUCUACUAGCAAGGACGUACUGAAAACCCUCCUGCCUGAAAUCCACAACAUUUUUGAGGUUUGCUUCUGGAGCCUCGUCGCGCGGCACCAGCGGAGUGAAAACGGGUUUGCGCUCGCGAAAACGAUUCUGACCGCGUGUCGAGAAGUGGUUGCUGAAAGAUCUUCGCUGCGAAAAAGUGAAAGCGAAGAUCGGGAGCUGGCCCUCCUGGACGCUUUCAUUGAGAAAACGGAACAAGUAGAACUCGAGCUGGAGGCAGAAAGGUACGUGGACUACGCUCUGAGUGAGGCGAAGUUGCGGGUUUGCGUGCCAAGAAGGGAUGGCAUGAUGUCCUCUGACGAAGAGGUCGAGGAUGACGAGGCGGAGAGGGCAGUUGUGGAAGCCCGAUUGAACCAGCAAAAUGAUGCGACGAGCACGAAGAACUUCUGCGGAGGUCCUCUUCGAGACAAAUUUCGAUAUCUCGACCCGCAGUGCGUACCUGAAGCCAAAAGUAUGAAGAAACCCGACGAAAUUGCAAGCGACCCUUUCCCCUUCGCGCCUGCUUGGAAUGCAUCGUGCUACGAAAAAACCAGAAGUUCUCUCCGCAACUACCCCCUAGUCAAAGAUUUGGAACGAGUUCUCCGCACAGAACAAUCAUCCGCAACAAAAAUCCAUCCGUCGAUCUUCAACAGUGCCAACACCGGGAUCGUUUUGUCCCUUUCCGGCGGCGUUGACUCCAUCGUGCACGCGGCGCUUCUGUCCAUUCUCAAACCGGAAUUCAAGGGCAAAGUCUCCGCUCUGCAUCUGCGGCACUGCAACAGACAGGAGCAGAAACACGAGGAGUUCUGGGUCAGAGAACUCGCAAACCGCCUCGGAAUCCCCCUCUACGCGUACACGAUAGAGCUCCAGCGCCCCCACGGAGAUCUGAAGACCGGGCUGAGUCGGGAAAGGUACGAGGAAGUGACGAAAAAAAUUCGGUUCAAGAUGUACGAGAAUUGUUUCGAAGAGAUGAAAACCGAGAACAACUUCGUCAUAAUCGGGCAUCACCAAGACGACGUCGACGAGAACCGGAUUGCGGAGCUUUUGAAAGGAUCGGUCGUUCACAUCAACGGGGUCGAGACCUUCGUGAAAAUCGACAAUUUGCUCCUCUGUCGACCAUUGCUGGAGCGGCGGAAACAGGAGUUUUUCGACUUCGCAAAGGAAUUCCAGCUCUGCUACAUGCGGGACAGCACGCCAAAGUGGAGCAGGCGAGGGUGUAUCAGGCAAUUACUCGAUUGGAAUGUGGAAAAUGAAAACUUGCAGGAGGAACUGAAACUCCUCGGUGACAACUCGACGGAGUUGGGGGUCUUGAUGGACGAAACUGUGAAGAAUUGGAAAAUGAAAUCAAUAAGGAGAAUAGAAGAUGCAGCUGAUGCUCAAAAUGAUGAGGAUGACGAAAAAAAUGAACUUGAUGAGCGAGAAGCGGCAAAAGAAAAACCGAUCUACGCCCUCGAUCUCGGAGAGUUGAUGGACUUGGCGGAAGAGGUGGCUGCAAAUUUCACGAAAGUGGUUGAACAAAUCGAACAGUUCCGAUCCAAAUGGAACCCGAUCCUGGAGAAGUACGCAACUGAAGUAAACCCCGCGGUCAAGUCCGCUUUGCAGCCGAUUCCAGGCCACCAUUGUAGCGAUUUUGGUCCUCAGCGGGGCAAUGGUAAAGGAACCAGGAGAAUUGCACCACAAAAGAGCGACGGCAAUUCAUCCGGCGCAGCUGGCCCGUUUCUCUUCACCCGAGCCAUGUACGCCGCACAGGGAAGUAGUGGGGCGGCAUCUUCAUCCUGCGAUGCAGAAGUAGUUCCGGUGCAGAAGAACCGACACCGAGCUCCAAAGCUCGAGCUGAUCAAUAACCAGAAACCAAUCCUCCUUGGAAAGAAAGCUCUGCACCACGCCUGGCAGGCCUGCGUCAAAGCCCGAGCGAACUUUAUCCAGAACGGGAACUUGCACAAGGAGGUUGGAUACCGGUAUUUGCCGAAAAGAAGAGUGCUUUUAGUGCAGGCAGGUAAUGCGGCAGAGUUGCAACGGUUUUUCGAAAUGGAAGUGAUGUUUCGCGAGGGUGACGAAGGGGAAAAGCAGAACAGUUGUUUGGAAAAUGCUAAAUCCCUUCUGGACGAUAUCAUGCUAGCAAAGAGAACGACAAGUGCGAAAUCACAAUCAGGCAGCGAGAAAUUGCCACUUGCAACAGCGGACUCGACUUCUUCGCGUGCGAAGUUAGCGGGCGCCUGAAUUACUUACAAAUCUUUGAUGUCCUUCACUUGACGACAACGACGCGACGACUUAUCUAUCUUCUCUGUGCGGCACGUAAACCUAAACGUAAUAUCAAAGUCAAGUUUGACCCUUUUUAA
This is a messenger RNA of Amoebophrya sp. A120, 3043 nucleotides long. The record is from the annotation of a GenBank genome assembly. NCBI's taxonomy places the organism in Eukaryota, Dinophyceae, Syndiniales, Amoebophryaceae.